Molecule: messenger RNA, 1329 nt
Organism: Folsomia candida
Lineage: Eukaryota; Metazoa; Arthropoda; Collembola; Entomobryomorpha; Isotomidae
Product: subtilisin Savinase-like
Exons: 2
Coding region: 1-1329 (442 amino acids)
Biological process (GO): proteolysis
Molecular function (GO): serine-type endopeptidase activity
Source: RefSeq, a predicted model, not a curated record
AUGAAGUUGCUCCUCGUUCUGGUUGCUACUUUGGCAGUAGCUUGUGCAGGCAUCGUUGACUCAUCGCUACAGGUCGCCGUGGAGAAUGGGGAAACAGUCGCCAUCCUCGAGCUGCCACAAAUGAUGGGGCAAGUCGAAACUAACCAAGCCCUCCAGGCUCUUGCAGGUGACGCAAAGGUGUCUGCCCUCGUCUCCGCCUUGAAAGUUCUUACUUCUUCUAUGCAGGCGCCCUUUAUCUCAAUCGCAUCUUCCCUUGGCCUUAAAACCGAGCAGUUCUGGGCGUCUAAUAUCAUUCUUAUUAAGGGGUUGACGCCUGAAAAAUUGGCCUCUCUCGCCGCUAAAAGUGGAGAUUUUAUUAUCCGCAAGUCAUACACUGUCAGCAUUCUCCCAGCCGAUGAGAAUAUCACCUUGAAUAUUGAAUCCAAUAACGUCACCCAAAACCUGCCACAAUGGGGAGUUGCUAAAAUCCGUGCCCCAGCCGUGUGGCCGACAACCACCGGAGAGGGGGUUGUAGUCGCAAUUAUUGACACCGGGGUCAAUCAUGGACACGAAGCGCUAAACGCAGGUUACGCUGGUGCAUGGAUGGACCCCAUAAAUAACACUGCUCUACCCACUGACAUCAAUGGGCAUGGAUCCCAUUGCGCGGGAACAAUCGUUGGGCGUACAAAUGGUAUCGGCGUCGCCCCGGGAGCACGAUGGAUCGCAUGUCGAGGCCUGGACCACAAUGGAAACGGACAAGAGCACAUUUUAACCCAAUGUGCGCAAUUCAUGUUAACCGCCAAUCCUCGUCCCCAUGUCGUCUCACACUCGUGGGGCGGUGGAAGUGGGGUAACCUGGUACAAUUCACAAAUCUUGGCGAUGAGAAGCGCGGGAAUAAUACCAGUUUUUGCCAAUGGAAACUUUGGACCUACCUGCCCAUCUUCUACCUCACCGGGAGAUCAGCCCAAUUUGAUCUCCGUCGGAGCCACAACAGACACUGAUGCAAUUGCCACUUUCUCUUCACGAGGACCAAACCCUAAUGGAGUUCUCAAGCCCGAGCUAUCUGCUCCAGGCAGCAACACGCUUUCCUGUGGGACAGGAGUAAAUGACUAUGUCACUCUUUCGGGAACUUCAAUGGCUUGUCCACACGUGGCUGGAGCUAUUGCUCUGCUCCUUUCUGUCAACCCAAGUUGGACAUAUGACGAUGUUUUCAACGCUCUCAGUACCUCCGCCGUACACCCAGAGCUUUCCAGCGAAGACAGAAUUUGUGGCCUUCCAGAAUCCGGUGACUUCCCCAAUCAGGCUUUUGGUCAUGGGCGGAUCGACAUUGCUGCCGCCCUUGGACUUUAA